CAUCUUCAUCCCGUGGCCGUCAUCAUUUGCAUUGGUCCCUUCCCUCUCUUCCUCUCUGCCUCUCUAGUCUCUAUAUAACAAGCUGCCCUGCUGCAACAUCUCUCCUCACGUCUCAAACAAAAACAGAGAGAAGACAUCUUAGAGAGAGAGAGAGAGCAGAGAGAAAGAGAGACCUGAAAUUCAGCCCUGAUUCCAUGGAGAGAGUUGCAGCAAGCUGUGUCAGCCUCCUGGCACAAAGGAGGGGCUACUCUGUGGCCGCGGCCAUGGUGAAGGAAGCCGGGCGGAGGGCCGAGGAGAAGGUGGCCAAGCGCGUGAUGGGAAAGGAGGUGAACACCGUGGCCGCCUCGGCGGACGAGAAGACGGCGUGGGUGCCGGACCCGGUGACCGGGUACUACCGCCCGGCGGGCGGCGCCAAGGAGGUGGACCCGGCGGAGCUGCGCGCCAAGCUGCUGACGCAGCCCGCCGCGAGCUGAUUAAUUAAUCAAUCAAUCGAGCUUGUUCGAUCUGCUUCAAGAUACGUGCUCGUCGUUGAUGGCUCUAGGCCUCUCCGGCCUAGAGCAUGAUACGAGAGUGGUGUACUUUUGCGGCCGCAUAUCAUAGCUGCAUCGACGAUGCUGAGCUUAUCAUUUUAUAAAUAUAUAUAUUGGUUACGGUA
Phragmites australis (common reed) is the source of this 655-nucleotide messenger RNA. RefSeq names its product protein SENESCENCE-ASSOCIATED GENE 21, mitochondrial-like. NCBI's taxonomy places the organism in Eukaryota, Viridiplantae, Streptophyta, Magnoliopsida, Poales, Poaceae. Gene Ontology annotation, cellular component: mitochondrion. Bases 195 to 473 code for a protein of 92 amino acids. Gene Ontology annotation, biological process: response to stress. The transcript is spliced from 2 exons. The record is from RefSeq and is a predicted model, not a curated record.